AUUUUCUUUUUUUUUUUUCUUUAUCUCAAUAUUUAGUAGAUCAGUUAGAAAACCCUUCUUUAUCUAUUGACUAUUGUUUGAGGAAGCGAAUAUGUCUACACCCACCAGAAGAAGACUCAUGCGUGAUUUCAAGAGAUUGCAAAGUGAUCCACCAGCUGGUGUAUCAGGUGCACCUUGUCCUGACAAUAUUAUGAUGUGGAAUGCGGUCAUCUUCGGUCCAGCUGAUACCCCUUUCGAAGACGGUACUUUUAAGCUUGUUUUACAGUUCGAUGAAACUUACCCAAACAAACCACCACAAGUCAAAUUUGUAUCUAAGAUGUUUCAUCCGAAUGUCUAUGCCAAUGGUGAACUCUGCCUUGAUAUUUUACAAAAUAGAUGGAGCCCAACUUAUGAUGUCGCAGCUAUACUUACCAGUAUUCAAUCACUCUUCAAUGACCCUAAUCCUAACUCACCUGCAAAUGCUGAAGCAGCCAAUCUGUAUCGUGAGAACAGAAAAGAAUAUGUUCGUAGAGUAAGAGAGACUGUUGAGGAAUCAUGGGAGUAAUUGAUACCAUCAUAUUUUUGUUCAACAAGCUUUUCCAUACAACAAAAAAUCUAGCUUCUCAAUUUUUAAAACUUUUCAAGUAAGCGCAUGUAAAGGAUAAGUCAACAACAGUGACCUACUUUAUCCGAAUUAUACACAAACAGCACAUAUUCUUUGAAAAAAACUUAUAUGUAUACACGAAGGUUUUUUUCUUCCUCUCACAUAUGUACACCACACAACUACAUUCAGAUAUUUCAAUUAUUGAACUACCAUCGUCCCCUUCCCUUCUAUCAUGUUCAUAAUAUUCAAGUAUUCAUAAUCAGUGUUCGAAUAAAGUUCCUGCUACUAAGAAUUA
Messenger RNA from Mycotypha africana, 878 nucleotides. RefSeq names its product ubiquitin-conjugating enzyme E2 2. Gene Ontology annotation, biological process: DNA repair; proteasome-mediated ubiquitin-dependent protein catabolic process; protein polyubiquitination. Bases 92 to 544 code for a protein of 150 amino acids. Gene Ontology annotation, cellular component: HULC complex. The record is from RefSeq and is a predicted model, not a curated record. Gene Ontology annotation, molecular function: ubiquitin conjugating enzyme activity. The transcript has 5 exons. Lineage: Eukaryota; Fungi; Mucoromycota; Mucoromycetes; Mucorales; Mycotyphaceae.